This is a messenger RNA of Caretta caretta (loggerhead turtle), 11626 nucleotides long. RefSeq names its product peroxisome proliferator activated receptor alpha (gene PPARA). The record is from RefSeq and is a predicted model, not a curated record. Lineage: Eukaryota; Metazoa; Chordata; Testudines; Cheloniidae. Gene Ontology annotation, molecular function: zinc ion binding; RNA polymerase II cis-regulatory region sequence-specific DNA binding; nuclear receptor activity. Gene Ontology annotation, biological process: hormone-mediated signaling pathway; cell differentiation; negative regulation of transcription by RNA polymerase II. Gene Ontology annotation, cellular component: nucleus.
AUGGUGGAUGCAGAAAACCAGUUUUUCCCCUUAGAGGAGGAUGAUCUCGGAAGCCCCUUAUCUAGAGAGUUCCUACAAGACAUGGAAAACAUACAGGGCAUCUCGUCUAUUGGUGAUGAUAGCCCUGGAGCAUUCAGCGUAACAGAGCUCCAGUCUUUGGGAAAUGGUCCAGGAUCUGAUGGAUCAGUCAUUACAGAUACCCUUUCACCAGCAUCAAGUCCUUCAUCCAUUAAUUUUGCCACAAUUCCAGGUAGCAUAGAUGAGUCACCCAGUGGAGCAUUAAACAUUGAAUGUAGAAUUUGUGGGGACAAAGCCUCAGGCUUCCAUUAUGGAGUACAUGCUUGUGAAGGUUGUAAGGGAUUUUUUAGGAGAACAAUUCGACUUAAACUCAUCUAUGAUAAAUGUGAUCGUACCUGCAAAAUACAGAAAAAAAAUCGUAAUAAGUGCCAAUACUGUCGUUUUCAAAAGUGCCUUUCAGUUGGAAUGUCACAUAAUGCAAUUCGGUUUGGACGAAUGCCAAGGUCUGAGAAGGCAAAGUUGAAAGCAGAAAUUCUAACAGGUGAACAAGAUGUGGAAGAUUCAGAAAUGGCAGAUCUUAAAUCUCUUGCCAAGAGAAUUUAUGAGGCCUAUUUGAAAAACUUCAAUAUGAACAAGAUCAAAGCCAGAGUCAUCCUUGCAGGGAAAACCAAUAACAAUCCACCAUUUGUUAUACAUGACAUGGAAACACUGUGUAUGGCAGAGAAGACUCUCGUGGCAAAACUGGUAGCCAAUGGAAUCCAGAACAAGGAAGCAGAAGUUCGAAUCUUCCAUUGUUGCCAGUGUACAUCUGUAGAGACUGUAACAGAACUUACUGAAUUUGCCAAAUCUAUCCCUGGCUUCUCAAAUCUUGAUUUGAAUGAUCAAGUGACUCUGUUAAAAUAUGGAGUUUAUGAAGCCAUUUUUGCCAUGCUAGCUUCUGUAAUGAACAAAGAUGGGAUGCUAGUAGCCUAUGGAAACGGCUUUAUAACUCGGGAGUUCCUGAAAAGCCUAAGAAAACCAUUUUGUGAUAUUAUGGAGCCGAAGUUUGAUUUUGCAAUGAAAUUCAAUGCACUGGAGCUGGAUGAUAGUGACAUUUCGCUUUUUGUGGCUGCUAUCAUUUGCUGUGGAGAUCGCCCUGGUCUUGUAAAUGUAGAAUACAUUGAAAAGAUGCAGGAGGGCAUUGUGCAUGUACUAAAACUUCACUUGCAAAACAACCAUCCUGAUGACAUCUUCCUCUUCCCAAAACUCCUCCAGAAAAUGGCGGACCUCCGACAGCUUGUCACAGAGCAUGCUCAACUUGUUCAGAUAAUCAAAAAGACUGAAUCUGAUGCACUCUUGCAUCCUUUAUUACAAGAAAUCUACAGCGAUAUGUAUUAAGGCUUUUUUGUAAUUUUUUCCACAGUAUUUAAAGCCAAGAGCAAUAUUAAUAAUAGAUUGGAGAAAAAUUACUUUGUACAGUUAUCGGCUGUGCUUAAUUCAAGAACAUAAAAAAUCUAAAUUGUAGGUAACUGGAAUGUCAUGCUUCUUUUGUCGUGGGUUCUUUAAGUACUUUAGAGAAAUUACAUAGUGCUCAUGAAUUUGCUCAUAAGAAGCUUUGGUUAAUUUGAAAUUUGAGGGUUAGCAAGAAUGUAUAUGUACUGAACAAGUAGAUGUUUAACAAAUCUGAAUCUGUUAACUAACACAGACCUUGAUUGAUCAAAAUUAUAUUCUGUAUUGGGCUAGUCGUUGAGCAUUAAUUUACCAAAUAGGGCAAAAUUUGUUCAAGAUACAUGCACUAUCUUCUAGAGAUUAUGUACUCUUGGUUUAAAUACUUUCAUGUUCAUUAUUGAGAACCAACUAGCACUUUCAAUUUUUUUCUCAAACAAGAGUCAGGCUAGGUGUAUCAAGUGGCUGGGUAUAACUAUACAUGCACAGGUAUAUUUAUUUGAAAGAUACUUACUUUGUUGCUGUCUGAAUUAUGGGAGAAAUAGUACUACUAAAGUAAAUUUAGGAUUAGCCUUUUGAAAAGUCUUUUUUUAAAAAGUUAAAGGAUUAUCAUGGUGUAACUCACAUAAUUGCUUCCCUGCCAUUGCGGGAGCCUGAGGCACUUAGGUGCACCUUGAUCCCUUCUAGUAUCCCAUGGGAUGUAAUAUCCAAUGACCAAAAUUAGACCAACCAAAGUAUCAGUGUGUGGGUCCUGGGUGAUGCUGGUAUCCUCUGAUAUACAGGAGGUCAGACUAGUUGAUCUAGUGGUCCUUUCUGGCCUUAAACUGUACUACUCUAUAAACUAUGGAAAAGAUAUCUUAGCAAGAUGCUUGUUAGUGAAUUAUACUUUACAGUGGGGGAAUGCUUUUUCAAAAGUGUUCUAAUGAAACUAGGGGAAAGUCCCUUUUGGGUGGAGUAUAUUGUGUGCAUCUUGGAGAAGUCUUAAUAGCUUAAGAUGAAAUUUUUACUUUAAAAUGCCAUUUUGAAUUAGCAGGACUUGGGGAGUCUCCCAGAAGUCUGAUUCUUGCCCCAAGGAAGCUGAAUUCCAGAUUGUCAGAAUACAAUAGCUUCAGGUGGUGGUCUACUCUGAAAAAUGAUUGUACAAACAUGGCACCUUUAUUCUUAACAGAUCUUCAACCAGUUUGUAUUCAAAGUGUUACAUAUUUACUGUUCUGAAAAAAUAUUAUUUUACAUUCUUUGCUUAUAUUAGCCCCUCAAACCUUAGUGAACUGCCUUCUGUUCCUCCUUACACAUUGUCAACAGAACUAUUAACUAAAUUCUAAAUGCACUAUAUUUUGCCCUCCUUUUUCUCUACCCCACUGGAGGCAACAUGUACAGAAAGCAGAAUUUGUAGACACUGAUUGCACAGUUGUAAAGGAAGGGGGCACAGCUUGGAGAAAAUAGAUUCAUGUAAUUGAGGGCAGAAUCUGAGCCACGGUGUACUACUUACUGGUGAUGUAAACCAGAAUAACACAGCUUUAGUUUAUGUCCAUGUUGUCUGCGGGACUGGCAGUUAGAACAAUCAUGGUACAGUAAACUGAGCACAUUUAAUCUGAAAAUCAUUGAAACAUAAUAGACAUGAAACUCCAUCCUGCCACUUUGCAGACUACUGUAUAAAGAAUGAAAACAACUGCUAGCCAUGAGUUUCUUUUGGGAGUAACAUUUAAAAUAUUUAUUAAAGACGGUCUCUUUCUGCUCUUACCUUUCUUUUCCUUUUUACCCUGACAGUUUCUCUAUUGAUCUUUUUUUAUUGGGUGUUAAAACAAUGAUCUUGACAGCCAAUUUUAGUAAUACUUUCAUAGUAAUAAUUUCUGUGGCAGAAAAGGGUCAGUUUUCAUGUCUGCUUUAUUGCAGCAUGGUUUCAAGGCUUCAGAAUCAUAACCCUUCACUAACAGAAUCAACCUGGGUGUAAGGUUUGUUGAAUCCCAGAACACAGAACCGUGAUCUCUGUUUUUAUCAUUGAACUUGUUUCUGCUAGAGACUUGUUGGUACAGUUAGGCUUUUGGUCAUUUGAGCCUUACAUAUUGUAAGAUGAUUAGAGUGAUUUUUUUCAACUUACACAUUACAAGUGUUAAAAACAAAUUAUCUAUACUUCCAUCAGUGUGUUUGGAAUCUAUUGCAGUUUCUGUGCUUAUGUAACCUCUCAGGCACACACAGCUCAAACUGGAGUAUGUGUCUGGGGGAGGGAAAAAGUAAAGAGUGCAUGCACACAAAAUGAUGACAUGCAUACUACCUUUCCCAUCCACCAUUUUUUCUUUCCACAGUCAAAAGUAUGGAUAUAGUACAUCUGCCUUAUCUAUUCAAUUAGCGAAUAGAUUUUCAUGUUUUAUCAAAAAAUUAGUGAAUUGAGAAAUGAUCUCCUUUUAUGUAUUAUGGCAGUACAUGGUGUCUCUUCAGAAAAAUGAGAGGAUUUCAUCAGUGGUACUUUCUGCUACUAAAAAUGCCCAUUGCCAGUUGCAAAAGUUCAAAAAUCAUGAGUCAGAUGCCAAAAAAUUAUGAGGUUGGCUUAAAAACUAUAAGAUAUAUAAUAUCUUUGAUUCUGGGGGGCAAGGGUGGUCUUUUAGUUUCUGAGCUUUAGGGGCUUUUAGGUCACAAUUUCAAACUUUACUCCCAAGAAUGAGGGCUAGGAACUUAAGUGAAGGCUGAGAUUCUCACAUAAAGCCCCAUCUUCAAGAAAGAAGUGAUUAAAUAAAAUCAAAUAUUGCAAGACUCAUAAUGAAGUCGUAAGAGUUGCCAGUAUUUGAGUUCUCAAGUUAAAUAUGGACCUGAAUGCUCUGGAUCUGUUAAAAUACUUCAACUUCCUAUUAUUGUUAUCUGUCCUUCUGGAAAUUUAUUUGACUUGUUCUAGGUUCAUUUCAUUUUCUGUACACUCUCCCUGUUUGUUUCCAACUUUCAUAUAGGUCCAAAUUCUGGACCUCUGCACAGAUCUUAAAUAAACAAACGUUGCUCAGGGAAAGGUCCAUGGGAGUCAGGGAAGGGAACAUUUUUACCCUAUUGAGCAGCACCCAUUACACUUACUUUUCUCCAUGUAGGUGAUUAGACUGGUGGAGCCACAUAAUCAUUGUCAGACUGGCUAUACCCUUGCCCAUACCUCACCAUUCCUACCACCAGCCACUAGUCUGCACUGCUUUGGAGGAAGCCAGUGUGGAGUCAAGUUCAGUGCUGUCCAGAAUGCACAGGGUACAGAAGAAUCACAGUGAUUCCACUGACUAAGUUGCUGUGCUUCCAUUGAGAGGGAGGUAGGGUUUGUCCCAGAAUGAAUAACUAUUACAGUGAAUGAUGAAUUUUUGGUUUUGCCAUUUGGGAUAAAAUGUGAUGUUUUGUUGCCUGGAUGGUUGAGCAAGGACAGCACUUUUCAGAGAGAGACAGACUUCAGUGCAAUGCUAGAAUUGCCUCGGCAGGUAGAUGAUAUGCAUAUGGAGUUACUACUGUUUAUAAAGCUUAGAUGAAAGCAUUUGUUCCUCAAAACUCAAACCCUCAGAAUGUUUGUCCUGUAAGGGGGUGUGAUGCAGCUGACUCAGUUUUAGUUGUUUGACUAAUAGUAGUCCCCAUAAUUAAGUCUUUGACCAUCAGCCAUUAUGAAUACCUGCUCUGUUAUGAGCCCUAACAGUUAAUUCCUUGCUGCCUGGUGGUGAAGGAGACUUUUUUUUGUUUUGUCCAUUCCCACCUCAUCUGCUGAAUGAAACAAUCUCAUUUUCCUUCAAUCUUUCAUAAACGCUAGGUCUUCCUGGUGCCACUUUGUCUGAUACCAAGUACAAAGGUGGAGCAGAACCUAUUAACCUCCCUAAUGCUCUUGUUUAGUUACAUUUGGUACACACCACAUCUCCCCAGGUGAGGCAGUACGCUGUCCCACCUCCACGUGUAUAUGCUAUGACUACGAGUGUCUGAGUACAUCAACAUGCAUGCUAUCACAACAUGUAUUUUCACACUUAACACCAAUAGUGCUACCCCUACUGGUGGUCUCUUCAGCUGUAGUUGGCAUCUCUCUCAGUAUUCUUGAUGUAUGCAGCACCCACAUGUGUGUAACCGUCUGAACAGCACACUUGGUGUGAACCUGAUUACAACAGUAGCAAUGGCACACAUCCAGAGCCUCUUUGUUUAUCAGCAAAGUUCCUGAUCUAGAAAUUCAUUAAUCAAACAUCUACAAGUUUUUAAAUAGGAAAAAACAGCAGUCGCAUUUCAAGACCAACUAAUGUUUGGAUAGUUUCCAUAACUAUUUGAAUUUUGAUAAGAGUUUUAAAGAGCUACAAUUAGCAUUUAAAAUAUAUGUACAAAAAGUAUUUGUCUAGGGGUUACACAAACUUGAACAAGAUGUUAACAGAUCCUAAAAUUCUGGGAGAUUCUACUGAGUGCACUACAGAGAUACCUAUACUGCCUUCCUAGAAUACAAGUCACAGAACAAUAGUCUCAACUGUAAAUUUAGUAUUAGUAUACAGAACUUUAUUUUAGCAUUACGUUUUUCACAGAUAUAGCUCAGCUACCUCAACAGAUUAUCACAGUAGACGCUAACAAAUUUGAUUUUCAAGAUGGCUGCUUUUGUGAAAGUUUACAGUUUGAACUAACUGUAAACAGAUUCCUGAGUAACUCAUCAUGCACAAAGGAGUCAAAUCAUUCAAGCUUUAGUUGUGUUGUUCUUUUUAAAUCAAUUCUAUACAAGAAAAAGUGAUCUGUCUUAAAAGAGAACACUAUUACAGACUUGCUGGCCUGUUUGGUACAUCAUUAAUCUGACUAGCAGCAGGUUUUAGGGGAAAUUGUAUAACCUUAAUUUUAAUUCAUUUGGUUAUUCUAGUCAAAGCUUUAUUCUAAUUUCAAAGUGAGUGCAUGCAACCUGCAUUAAUACAAAUGAAGUUACUUGUGGAUACCAAAAUAUCCCUUAAUUUCAGGACACCAUCUCUAUUUUAAAUGCACUAGAAUUAAAAUGACAGCCAACCAGAAUGUUUUCCAUUUAGUCAAACUGAACUUUUUUGGCAUUUAAAAAUGUCUUAAUUUUCAUUUUCCUGUGCCUUUGGGUUUCUGGUUCCAGCCAGCUGCUAAAGUGUUGAAAUGCUGCCAAAGAGCUUAUGUUUGCACUAUUUCUGGCCCAAACAGAUUUAGGAAAUACCAGCAAUUGUACCAGAGUCCAUUCUCAUGAGAUUUCUAACACAAGUUUGUAGACUCAUGGGGUUAAGAUAAGCAUCUAAACAUGUAUUUGUUUAUCUUAAAUACUAAAUCUCUGAAGGUUUACUCAUUGCUAGAAUUAGGUCCCGGACUGAACUAGCAUUUCUAUGUUGUCUUUCAUUUCUAAUGGUCAGCUUUAGGGUAAGAAGUCUUAGACAAAGCAGUUGGAGAAGAUUGCAUUGUAGCUACCUAAAUUAUUUCUAGUCCUCUUCCGUUUCAGCUAAGUUUGUCCCUUAAUUUUCAGUCACAAAGCUUCUAUCUGAACAUUUUUAAAGAAGAAAAAAAAUCAGCAGUUAUUUAAAAGCACUUAAUAGUCAUUGUACUAUUUUAUAAUAAAAUUAAUGAAAUGUUGAGUAUGUCAUAAAAUUGGUACUUCAUUCAAAGCCAUAAUUCUUUAUUAAGGCUUGUUGAAUUGAAAGGCACAAUAUGAGGUUUGCCUGUACCUUAGUGCUAUUUUAAUAACCACAUUCAAAUUUGAAUAUCGGUGUUUAAUCAAGUUUGUUAACCCUCAGGUAGUGAAUGGUUAAAUUUACAAUAUGGAGGUUUGAACUAAGAUGACUGGUAUUGUUCGGUUUUAUCUUUUGUUUUUAAACUGAAUGUGAUAGUGUUUCUUUAAACUUCCAUUUGUAAAAUAUACAAAUAUAAUUGCAAGACAAACUUUUAGUAAAUUACACCACAAAAGCUUUAAAGAAAAAAUGUAAAUUAUUUAAGUGAAACACUAUGGGCCUGAUUUUGCAAACCCUUAGCCACAGUGUGAAUACUUGUUUGACUAAGGGCCGCAAGGUCUCAAGUUAAAGAUGCUAUUAAUUUGUUUGUGGACUUAAUUGCCAUAAACUGUAUAAAGGACUGUCAUGCUCCCUUGCCCUGGACUCUGCCUCAGUUUCCACUCCAUCUGUGGAAAUGAGUCCUGAGCCAGACUUUUACCAUUUUAGAGCCCACAUUCAGAGGAUUCCAAUAAGUAAACAGAAACUAACACAAAGAAACAGUCUCAGCGAAUAGUUUGUCUCUCUGGACUCUUGUUCUUCUCUUACUGAGAAAGAGUCAUGAACCACCCUACCACCUCAGCAUUGGCUGCUGUUCCCCAUCCACACUGGGGUUAUCAGUCUCUUGUUCCAAAUUGCCUGCGUUCACUAUUCCCUCCCCACAAACUAACUUCUUUUCAAAGGACUUUCCACCUUCCUGCUCCCCCCCUAGAAACUAGUUUCAAACUGCAGGCCUUUCCUGUCCAGAGGCACUCACCAGCUCUCUUUGCAAAGCUAAUAGGAUUUCUCCUACUGUCUCUCUUCUCUGAUAGUUUCCCCUCAGGCUUCUGCGUACUACUUCUAAGCCCCAGUUCAGUGUUUGCCCUCUGCUCUUCCUCAUGUAGGGUCCUUUCUAACCUGUAGAGAUCUCAAGCCUUCCCCAGAGAGAGAACACUCUUGGUUGCUUCCUUCUUAUACUACUCAGACAGUCUCCUUAUAGAGUUCAGCUGCUCCAUUACUAAUUUGGCUGAUGAGGCAUCACUUGGAGCACCUGAUUGCUCCAAAGUGUAGUUCACAGGGUGGUGGAGGGCAAGUUGGGCAAGUGUUGUGCAAAACUUUGGGACAUAUCAAUGCGUGACUAUUUGCAGUUGUAAACAAGGUUUGAAAAUAUUUGUAUGUAGAAUGUGGACUUCCUUUUAUUUCUCUUUUGAUACAAGUAAGUCUGGCACAGGAUAAGCUGUAGCUGUAAAAUAUUUAGUUAACAUAAUUAAGGUUUGUGGCUCAAACUCACCAAGGUAUAGGGUGGACUUCAGAACCACUUUCAUCUUUCCAUGCACUGCAGUAUUUUGUUUUAAUUACAAGCCUAGUCGGAAAACUAAAGAGAGGUUGUUUUUAUAUAAUUCCUGUAGAUCUACAUUUCUCUCAUAAUUUAUACUUAAAUUUUGUGAGUUGAUUUUUGGCUUAACAGGAAUAAAGCUGUCCUAUUGAUUUUGUUUAUAUACAAAAUAAUUUUGGUGCCACACACACUGAGGUUGAACUAUGAUUUCUUAGACAUUUCAAAAUAUGUAACUGACUAUACAAUGAAAACUAAGUAAUAAUUAAAAUAUGCAAUAACUUGGAAGUCAUUUAUUAAUUUUUCUGUAGAAACAUUCCUUUUUUCCUUAUGACUUUAGAUCAGUGGUUUUCAACCUUUUUUUUUUAAUUUUCGGACCCCUAAAAAAUUUCAAAUGGAGGUAUGGACCUCUUUGGAAAUCUUAGCCAUAGUCUGCAGACCCUUGGUGGUCCACUGACCACAGGAUGAAAACCGUGUUCUAUGGUAAAGACAACCUUUCGCAGUCCCCUUAGGUGUAAGUCCGCGGACCCCAGGGAGGCGGGAAACCACUGCUUUAGAUAUAGACUAAGACAAUCUAUAUAUAGGCCUUGAUUCUGCAUCCUGUGACUAAGGUAGAAUUCCAUGUUUGCAGGGAUCUCUUCUAGCAAAUCCUGAUGCAGGAUCAGGCCAUAGACACUAAGUUAAUUAUUUGUAAUGGUUGAAUUUUAUUCUGAAGAAUUCAAAAAUGACACCCAGAACAAACACAGUAUGUUCUAAUUGUUCUAGCCAUGAUUUAUAUUUGUUGCUGUUUUGUUUGCAGUACAUAAUAUCACAUCUUAUAAUGUUGGUGCAACUUUAAAAUUGUAGAUGAUAUAUUAUCAUCCAAGUCCUCUGUGUUCAUCGACGUGUCAAAUUUUUAUUAAGAACUUAUUUGUAAAAGAUAUACUAUGUUUUAUUUUGGUAAUCUAUUUUUCUGCACUGGAUUAACGGUCUGAGGCAGCAGUAAAGUAAAACCUGCGAAGAGCUACAUCAACUAUGUCAUGUUAUACUGUAACUGUAUAAUAGAUGUGUUUCCUGUUAACUAAAACCAUCCCAGGGGCAAGGUGCUUUUCUAAGCAAUAUCAAUGUGUUUAAUAGUUUUAUUAAGGCUUCUUUCAGUUUCUGAAUCUAUUUCAAUCCUGGCCUCUUGUACCUUUCUUAAGUUUGUCUGCCUGUCAGAUCACAAUUGCAGGGAAAGAUGUAAUGGAGCAACAGAAUAGUUAAUGCUGAAGACACAGGGCCAAAUCCUUCAGUCUUGCUGAUUUGCCAAGGUAAACACCAAGGUCCCAAUCCUCAACAACGUGAGAAGCCUGUACCCAUUGGGCCUACUUGCCUAAGUAAUGACUACUCACAGGAAUAUUAGUAGCAGGACUGGCCCUGAGUAAGGACUGCAAGAUUUGGCCCAAUUUAUUUAAUGUAAUGUAAGCAUUUUGGAGUAUAUGCUCCUCUUGCUAUGCAUGUUGGCUCCAAUUGUUACACACAUUUGAAAAAUCCUGACUCAUAAUUGCUGUAAAAAGUUACAUGGUGACUCUGAAUGUUAUCGUUUACCUUCCGGAGGUUAAAGUACUUGGGUUUGGAACAAUGUUAACCAGCUGAAACACUGACAGUAAGCAAAUGGGGCAUCCUAAUUGACUGCAUAUGAGUUCAGUAAAAGUAGCCACUAUCUGUUGUUUGUUUUUUUCCCCCUAACUUGGCUUUGUAAGAAGAUUUCUGUAAUAAAAUUGCUGGAUUUGUAUACAAGUCAACUUCAAAUACAUCAAAGCUGUACUUUAAUACCGCUGACAUAUUUACAUAACAUAGGUAUAUUUUGCCACAUGGAAGCCAGGACUGCCUUCAUUGAGGCCCCACCACUUCGUACUGCCUUCUGCUUUCCACGCUAAUAAAGCAGAAUGGUUAUUAACUAGUCUUGAUGCCAUGUCCCUGACCCCCCUCUCCCCCCCCCCCCCACACACACACACUGCCAGUAUUCCCUGACAUUUCUACUCAGGAAGCUUCUACUAAUCAGGGUGGCUAAUGCUCAACUAGCCAGCAUUACCUGAAGGGGGAAAGGGAAGAAUGAUGCCAUGGAAAGAGGCUUUCAUGCAUUCCCACUCCUGGAGUUGAUUCCCCCAGGGUGAGUGUGUAAGGGGAGCAUGCUGAUGAGCCAGGAUUCCAUUAUGUCCUUGAACCACAGACAGCUAUUAAGUAUUCCCCUUGGCUUGCAGAAGUGGAACAGAGUGUUUAAGGCUUGAUUUAUUUCUUUGGUAAUUACAGAGAAGUAGUCAAAGUUGUAGUAUUACUGAUUUCACAAAAGAAACGUCAUCAAACAGUAAAGAUCAGUUUUAUUGACUUCUCAAAUGAUCUACAUUGCAGAUUAAAAGUAGUGAAACAGGAGUAGAAACAGCUGUUGAAUGAUUUUUUUAUUAAUGUAACACACCAAUGUACUUGCAUAGUGGUGUUCAUUAUAAUUUUUUAGAAUGACCUAUAGUAUCCAAUGUGGCACAAAAAAAUUAUCACUUUUUUGUCAAUGCUGCCGUUAAUUAAAAUCCUUACCUGUGGGGGGUCAUAAGUGGUUAAUUCAGCACAAAUAUAAAAAACAUUUUAUGUCAGGGUUUCCUGUUGUCUGUCAAACUUUUCUUGGGUGCCUUUUACUGUAUUAAAUGUACAAAAGUGUAGUGAAAAAUGUAUCAAACUCAUUAGUAGCAGAUAUUGCUAAGUGCAGAGGAGUCAAAAAUAAUUGUCAUUGAGUGAUUGUCUUCCUGUAAAGUAUCAGUAACUCAGGUUAAAUCCCCUAGUACUUUUUAGUCACAACAGUGCAGGUGAUGUUUUAAAAGAGGGAAUGGAAAGCCCUGGUAACAUAUGGACUUGUGGGAAAGAUACAGUUAAGAGGUCUUUUGCACUUCUACAAGAAAUUUUUUUUAAUUACUAAAUAAAGGAUUCUGAAUGUUUGUUCUAAAAUCAACAGACUGGAAACAGACAUGUAAAUUGAGUUACUUUUUUCCAAUUUUUAUUUUACAUUCUGAUUUUUCUCUCUUUAAGAAUAAGGGAUUGAGCUGAUUAGUGAUUGUGUCAUGACUUGUAAGAACCGUAUGCGCUUAAAAAGUCAUACUGUAAGACUGAUGAAUGUAAAGAUGGUUAAUUUAAAGCUAUGGUUUUGCCUUAAUAGUUCAAAAAUAAAAUAUUUUUUAAAAUUGGA